This is a messenger RNA of Paramormyrops kingsleyae, 5429 nucleotides long. NCBI's taxonomy places the organism in Eukaryota, Metazoa, Chordata, Actinopteri, Osteoglossiformes, Mormyridae. The record is from RefSeq and is a predicted model, not a curated record.
CAGAAAACGUUUUACUUAUUAUUUAUAGUUAAGCACGUUCACUUUGUCUGGGAUUUUAUGAGUUCCUUGUCUUGGCAGAAUUGUAAAACCACUUCCUGACGCUUCCACGACUUUACAAUGAAACCCCUCGGGCUCCUCACGGUUGUUUUUGCAGUAAUUCAAGGUGCGGCAUCCCAGAGGGUAAAGGUGGACAGGGAGGUGCAGGCCAAUCCUGGUGAGACCUUCCAGUUGCGCUGCAAGUUUGAGGUGGUGCAAGGCAUAAGCCUAACUCAGGUUUCCUGGGUUAGGGAGUCUUCGGCAGGGAGAGAGAACAUCGCCGUCUUUCAUCCUUCACUUGGGUCGAAUUACCCCGACUCAUCCCUCAAAGGAAGAGUCAGCUUUGUUUCUCCUUCCUUGGAAAAUCCCUCCAUCAGUGUGUCUGAUGCCAAGACGAGCGACUCGGGCACGUAUACCUGCGAAUAUGCCACCUACCCCAGCGGGACCGAUCAAGCCUCAUCCGCAGUCUUUAUCUUGGCCAAGCCCCAGAACAACGCCACCACGCUGCCCGUGCUCGCGGGCAAAGACGCAGUGGUGGUGGCUCGCUGCGAGUCCGCCAAGGGCCAGCCAGCAGGACAGGUCUUCUGGGACACAACAGCUGCGGGCGACCAGAGCAACACGACCAAACUGGAGAACGACAAGACUGUGUCCGUGGUCAGCGAGUUCAGGCUCAUCCCCAAGGCUGCGGAUAAUGGCAAAGACAUCACCUGCAUUAUCAAGCACCGCGCCCAAAAGACAGACGACAUCUAUAAAAUGAAGCUGGCUGUUCAGUGUAAGCUCAAUGUUCAGCUGACCUGCGUGGCCAAUGCAAACCCACCACCGACUAGCUUUGAGUGGACAGUUGCAUCCGGCCAGAUGCCAAAAACAGCCCAAAUUAAUGGGAAUAAGCUGUCAGUGCCGAAGGUGGAUGAGAGCAUAAACACCACCUUUGCGUGUGAGGCGAAGAACCAGCUGGGAUCCGGACAGGACAGGGUCACCACAUUGGUGACAGCUGAACCUCCACCGGGCAGCAGUGCCACCAGCAGCAUCAUCGGCGCCAUCAUCGGCAUCCUUAUUGUGGCGGCUCUCAUUGCCACCGGGCUGCUGCUGUACUGCAGGAGGAGGAACCGCUCUGAAAAUGGAGAUGGCCCCCCCAAAUAUAAGCCUCCUCCCCCCACCAGGACAGGUGGCUCCACUGAGAUGCUGAACAAGAGCCAUGGAGUUGAGUCUCAGCCUCUGGAUUACUUUGACACCUCCCAUGAGCCCGUCACGAACCUGGAUGCCGAUGAUGAUGAUGAUGAAAAUGUGCCCAAUGGUAAUUCUGGUGCCCGCAAUGGCUUGGACGACCCAUUCCACCAAAGUAAUUCAUCAAGCAGAAUUCCCGUGUCACAACCCAACCUACCAGACCGUUUCAAUCAGCAGGAAGAUGAAGCUGGCCAUGCGGUACCAUCCCACAUUGGACGUGGGGACAGUUUCAUUUCUUCAGCAAUGUUGGUGUAGGAGUCACAGUCCAGACAGACCUGUACUUAGGUAUAGCCCUGGGCUGUUUACUCCAUAUUUGCUACUGCUCUUUUGGGCAAUCAUAUUACAGGAAGUUUUACAGUCUGGAUACAUUCUGACCCAUGUUUGGACACAUGCCAGUGAAACAUAAUCAAAUAGCAGGUACUUGUUAGUUACCGAUAGUAUGACCUUCUGCAAUGUACAGAUUGUUCUCAGGGUAGUGUGUAAAAUGUUCUGUGAAGGCCGGAGAUGUGUAGGUAUUAUAAAUGCGCAUUAUUGUCAUGACAUUAAUUGUUACAGUGGUGUGGCACUGGCUGUAUUCAGCUAACCUUUCUAUGAGUCUGCAAAGCCCCAAACGGCGUCGUAUUGGAGCGUGACACAGCAGGCCCGGGGCGCCUUUUAGCACACAGAUACUUCACAGAUCAGUCCCUUGGAAAAGGCGGGGUGCAUGUUUAAACUGGGGCCCGUCGGCACGCCUCACCCGGCCGGCUUUCCUUCAAAGCCGCAGAUCCAUGAUAAUUAAGGACACAUCCUGUGCCAGGAGCAGCAUAUUGUCACAGGUUAUACGGCAUCAGCAUUUUAGUCUAAAUUGUUUUCAUUGUUUUCUGAUGUUUUACUUAUUGUGAAUAUUCAAUGUGUUUAAAAACUGCUGUAUUUUGACCAGAAAUGUUUGAAUAAGAAGCAGGGAAACUCUGCUUUUCAUGCAAGGGAAGUCUUUGAGUGUCGGCACUUUGCUUGCUUUUCCUGAUUUCGUUGGAUUGUAUAUAUCAAACUGUGAAUGCUAUUUAGACGACCACUGCCCCACUUACAUAAGUCUUGUUUUCCACAUGCGAACCUGUGUCUUUUUAUUUUGCAUUUUCCAGUGUUACAGAUCAAUUGUUUUUUUUUUUUCCACAAUUUUAGAUCUAAUAUUUUUGCCUGUAUACUUCACAUAAAUUGCAUCAACUCUAACACACUUUAUCCGCUGAUUGGCCACUUUUAUUAAGUUCUGCCAUAUAGCAGCAGGUAGGAGCCGACUUGGGCUGACAGGUUCUGCGUUGGGAGACGCCUCUCUGCACAUCACUCCAGUCCUCAGCUCUAACCCUUGUCAUUUUAUCCUUUCUGUCAUUUUCCUCUUUCUGAUUCCUGCUUAUAAUGUCAUUCUCUGUAAAUCCCAGACACUGUAGUACAUGAAAAUCCCAGCAGGGCAUUCAGAAAUACCUCAAUGGAGUGUCUUAACCCUUCUAAUGGUGUGCCUCGUGAUGAUUUUGUUGUGCACUAUAUAGGUAAUGAAAUUUACCGUUGAUAAUUCGAACAGCACUACAAAAUGGCUGGCUCACUAUGUAGUGCACUCAGUAGAUGGUGCCCUAGGCAAGGUUCACUCCCAGGCCCCCUUCAGUAGAUGGCGCCCUAGGCGAGGUUCACUCCCAGGCCCCCUUCAGUAGAUGGCGCCCUAGGCGAGGUUCAUUCCCAGGCCCCCUUCAGUAGAUGGCGCCCUAGGCGAGGUUCACUCCCAGGCCCCCUUCAGUAGAUGGCGCCCUAGGCGAGGUUCAUUCCCAGGCCCCCUUCAGUAGAUGGCGCCCUAGGCGAGGUUCAUUCCCAGGCCCCCUUCAGUAGAUGCCGCCCUUAGCGGCCCCUUGUGUCACUGUACAAGUGGCCUGGCCCUGCUUUAAUAUGUUGAUCCCCACCUAGGAGGGAGGAUUUGAACUGGCCAGGAUAUCAGGAUAUUCACUUGGAAAAAGUGUCAUUUGACAUCUGGCUUUAGAUGCCCAUGAUUGGAUCCCCCUUCCAAGUAGCUAUUAUGUCAUGUAACCUUUGUCAAAGUGACAGGGACUCCUUCUGACAUCUCAUGCAUACACCAUUCUGACAGGCAGGGGUCGCUGUUUGCCUGAUUUGAAAAUUACAGCUCUUUAAUAAACUCCAAUGGAAAAUCAUAUUCGUAGGACCUCCCUGAAUUUACAGUUGAGUGUGUAAAAUAUCCAGACUUUCCACAUGUAGCUAAUGCUAUUCGCUUGGCUUGUGUUACUUUAAAAUUGUAACCCGUUAUAUUCUCAGGGGGUCCGGUUGCACUCCGGGCAGGUGUGGGCGAAGCUUCCAUGCUUCACCAAGUCGCUUCGUACUUGUGCCUGAAGGCUUGGUGAUUUCCUUAUCUACUUGUAAAGAGAAUUCUAUUCAGAUUGCUUGAAAGAUAAAUCUGCUUAUAAUAUCCACAGUCACUAUGUUAUAGAUGCGGACUGUUUUGUGUCAGUGAAGAGUAAAAUACAGUACCAGUAAAAAGUUUGGGCAUGCCAUUCCGCCUACAAAGCAGAGUGAUAGUGUCGUGUCACAUGACCUGCUCACAUGACCUAAACACAGUAGUUUUGGGGGAGUUUCACCAGAGGCUCAGCAUAUAUGGGACACUCUUCAGGACAGUUGUGGGGUCAAGGGGCUUUGCUCAAGGGCCCAGUGGUGGGAUCACUCUGCCGGCUCAGGGAUUCGAACCAGCAACCUUCUGAGUCAGUGCAUAAUUCCAUAUAUGUUAUUACAUAGAUCUGAUGUCUUUAUUCUAAAACAUAGAGAAUAGUACAAAUAAACCUUUCUAUGGAUAUGUGUGUCCAAACUAUUGACUGGCACUGUAUUUUUGUGGGAUUUCCCCAGUUUGAGGAAUUGGGUAGCAAUAAUUAGAGAAGCAGUAUUACAGUAUUAGUUAUCUAAUUGUAUAUUAAACAGCUUAAUCACUUGAUUAGUACUAGUAACCAGGGGAGUUAACAUGUACACAUCACAUGUAUAUAUUUUGAUCCAAAGUAACCCACAAGCGGGCGCCUGGGGCUGAGCAGGCAUGAGUGUGGCUAGUUUCAGUGUCUGACCUGUAAGGUGUGAGCUCUGCAGCCGGAGAUGUGCAAUACAGUACAAAAAAGAGAGCCGUCCACAUCUAUGCAGUGGAGCUAAAAUGCUGUGCCUCCUCAGGUCAUCUUGGUCUUACAUUACAUGUGAGCUGUAAUCUGUAAUAAGCCUUUAAUGAGUGUGUUCACAUUACGCACAGUAUAGCAGCCGAAGGAAGAUGUUUGAUCCUUAAACACAAGGUGUCAGUAAACAUUAAAUGGCUCCGCAUUUUUCUUCUUUAUAUUGGAUGAUAUAUUCAUAUCUAAAUGUCCCCAUGCACAUAUAACUGAUCAUUUCACUGUUCAACCUAAAACCCCCUUUGACAGUGACGAUUAUAUUAAAAUGCAGGCUUUGCACGUGUAUAGUUUCUAAUCCUUAGGUUCCUAGAAAUUCUCAUCAGGAAAUACAUAUAAACAGCCGCAGUCAAUCUCUCGCUUUACACGUUUACAUUUAAAAUUCAACUUUUAAAAUACCUAUUGGCCCGUCUUCCAAUUGCUUAUCGAGCACCCGGCUUGCAGUUUGUCGCAGGACAUGCACGCGCAUGCAGACAGAUGCGCAGACGCGCACACAUGCACGCACAUGCAUGAUGGAAAGCAAGAUUGUGUGAAGUGUGGGAAAAACCCACAGAACAGGGAGUGGACCGGUGAGUUCCACACAGUUACAAAGCUGAGACGGGGUGCAAGGCGCAAGACCUUUCAGUGGUACGUGUUGCUCAACCAGUGCCGCAUUGUGCUAACAACUAAUAGGGUGUAGGCUCAAGUCCCAGAGAGCACCACAAAAAUCACAACAUUCCUGCUACUGAAGUUGCUUUGGAUAAAAAUGUCAAAUAAAAAGUAUGCAUUAUGUACACAGAUAUCAAAUGUAGUCUGGCAGUUUAUCAUUAGUAUGGUAUUUUACAAACUAUGUAUCUGCAGAAUUCUGUGUGUAUGAAUACAUGGUAUUUGGUAUGCAUGUCGAAAUCUCUUAGUACAUGUUUACCCCCUUUGUUUGCUACAGAUGUAUAUAUCUAAAUUAUAUUUCCUCUUUGUUAUCUGUAUAUAUCAUGCAAGUAAAUGCAGUUUCUCUGACUGAAA